Messenger RNA from Desarmillaria tabescens, 1740 nucleotides. Its product is annotated as FAD/NAD-P-binding domain-containing protein. Gene Ontology annotation, molecular function: flavin adenine dinucleotide binding; NADP binding; N,N-dimethylaniline monooxygenase activity. Lineage: Eukaryota; Fungi; Basidiomycota; Agaricomycetes; Agaricales; Physalacriaceae. The transcript has 15 exons. The coding region runs from base 1 to 1740 and encodes 579 amino acids. The record is from RefSeq and is a predicted model, not a curated record.
AUGUCCAGUAACGAACCUGAGCGGCCGUGGCCCUCCGUGAACGCUAGGGGUUAUCGAAUUCCUGAACAACUCUUCGGUGAUAUUAAACCUAUCAAAGUUAUCGCUAUUGGCGCUGGCAUAUCUGGCAUCUGUAUCGCUCAUGAUGUCCAAGAGCGCGGCAAGAAUAUUGACUUAACAAUCUAUGAGAUGGGUUCAGAUGUCGGUGGGACUUGGUUUUGGAAUCGUUACCCCGGAUGUCGUUGCGAUAUACCUUCAGUAAAUUACCAGAUGUCGUGGUGUCCAAAUCCCAAUUGGAAAGAAUUUUACGGCACAGCAGAAGACAUUCGAUUGUACUACAAAGGGCUUGUAGACAAGUACAUCUUAGGAAAGUACAUUAACCUAAACCACGAAGUCAUACGCGCUGAAUGGCUCGACGACACGAAGAAGUGGAAACUUCGUAUCCGGGGUCCAGACGCGAAAGAAUUCGAAAAUCAAUGUGAUGUUUUCAUUAAUGCUGGCGCAGGCGUUCUAAAUGCCUGGAAAUGGCCUAACAUUGAAGGUCUAUAUGACUUCAAGGGAGUUCUUUGUCACACCGCACGUUGGCCCAAGGACCUAGACUACAAAGGCAAGCGCAUUGCUGUCAUUGGAUCCGGAAGCUCUGGAAUACAGGUUUUGGCUACGAUGCAACCUGACGCUAAGCAAGUAUACCAUUGGAUUCGCUCACCAACGUGGAUCACUCCCGCUUUUGCCCAGCAAUACGCAGGCCCUGGUGGUAUGAACUUCAAAUACACCGAAGAGCAGAAGAAACGCUUCGCUGAGGACCCAAUUCAUUCAUUAAAAUAUAGGAAGAUGAUUGAAUCGGACCUCAAUCAACGAUUCAAAUUUAUUGUAAUCGGCACGCCCGAGCAGAAAGCCGUACUUACGUAUGCUGACGCUGACAUGCGUAGACGCCUUCAAGGUGAUGAACGUUUGAUCGAUGCCAUCGUUCCCAAAAACUUCAUUGUAGGAUGUCGGAGACCUACACCCGGAAAUGGUUACCUUGAAGCUCUCCUUCAACCCAAUGUUUGUGUAGACACGAAAAUGUUCCAGAAGAUAACCGAGAAUGGUUUUAUAGACUCUGGCGGGAACGAAGUUGAGGUCGACAUCAUCGUAUGCGCUACAGGAUUUGAUACGAGCUUCAUUCCCCGCUUCCCGCUGAUCGCCAGAGGUCGAAAUGUUCAAGAUCGCUGGGCUCAGUAUCCCGUCGACGUGUACAUGUCUCUUGCUAUCAAAGAUGUUCCGAACUACCUGAUGUACUACGGACCUCAUGGCCCUACCGGUCAUGGAUCUGGGGCUCCCAUGAUCGAAGCGCUGACCGGCUGCUUCAUGAAAAUUCUCAAGAAGAUGCAAAUGGAGAACAUCACGACCAUGACGAUAAACAGCAAGGCCGUCGAUGACUUUAACGAACAUCGUGAGCUAUAUCUGAAGCGCACGGCGUGGUCAGGCCAGUGCAGCUCUUGGUUUAAACCCGGACCGGCUUCCCCUAUUAUGUUCCCCGGGAAUCGUGUCCUGUUUAUUGAGCUGCUUACCAACCCUCGCUUCGAGGACUGGGACUAUGAGUAUGAUUCUGCCAACAACAGGUUCGGGUAUCUCGGAGGUGGGUUUACUAUCCGUGAACAUGACGGCAGAGACACCACGUUCUAUUACGGUUUGUUGGAUGGAAAGGAUGAGCAACCAGACUAUUCCGACCUUCGGGCAAUGUACGUGCGUUCGGAUAUGUAG